AUGGAUGUCACAUCGUUUCUAAAUGCCCCGGUGGGACAGAAGGUGAGUUUGCUUGUGGAAAUCAAGGGUUCCGACGAUUUCUUUUCGCUGGGAUUCGAAAGUCCUUUUGGGGAACCAGUUGCCUUCCUUCAUGAGGGAGAGAGGUAUGAGGGCAUGGUAACCCUAUAUGAUGUCAAGCACACCGGAGUCAAACACCUUGACAGUUGGAUUUUGGAAGUUGAUGGAUAUAUGCCUCUCAGGUCCACCCCCCUUGACAUAAGUGAUAUGGGUUAUGUUCACGAUGUCUGUUGUGGCCUUGGCGGAUUUAGCACGGCCUUCCAGCAUCUCGGCGUUUCUGUGGUUUCAGCAGUGGACUCAUGCGAGCUUGCCGUGCAAGCCUUCCAGUUGAAUCAUUCGUGCCCAACGAUCUGUGGUGACAUCGCUUCUGUUGAUGUUCUUGUCCGUAUGCACACAUGUCAGCUUGUUUGUGGCCGACGCCCUGUCAUAUCAGCUGGCUUUCCAUGCCAGCCACUGUCGAGGCAGGGUGCCCAAUUGAGACAAUGGGACCAACGCAGCAAAACAUUGGGAUCCAUCUUGCGCGCCGCGCACCUCCUGCGCUCCACCGGAUUGUUCCUAGAAUGCGUUCAGGAAGCCCUAUCCGACGAUGCAACACAGCGCCAGCUUCAAGAGUUUGCCAACAUGCAUGGGUUUGCCAUGUUUCAACGUGUUUUGCAUUUGAGCAACAUGUGGCCUUCUAGGAGAACAAGGUGGUUUAUGGUGAUGCUUCCGUCCGAGUUUGGUGAGUUUUCCUUUCCAGCAUUGCCCCAGUUGCCAAAGCCACCUUCGGUGAUGCAGCUCAUGCCUUUUUCACCAUGGCCAGCAUGGUCCAUGCAAGAUGAAAGCCAACUCAGCUGGACAGAGAUGGAGGAACAGGUCUACAAUGACCCACAAUAUGGAUCAACCAAUCGAUUUGUUCAGACUCAACAUCCCCUACCCACAGCGUUGCACUCAUGGGGCAAUGCCCUGUAUGCUUGCCCAUGCAAGUGCCGGGCAUCUGGACUUAGCCCUCAGACACUCAGGUCAGGAGGUUUACGAGGUUUGGCAAUCGUGUCAGGAUGUUGGCCGCACAAGACACGACACAUCCAUCCCAGAGAACUGCAACUUUUCCUUGGAUUCCCACCCUUUGAGAGUGUCUUGAGUGAUUGUAGGGCGCAACUUUGUCUGUACGGCAAUGCAGUGUCUCCCAUACAGGUCAUGUGGAUUUGGGCGCAUGUGAUGAAACAGUUUGGACUUUUGCAUGGAUUUCCAGACAGCACAGAACCAUUAGCCCAAUACAUUGACGUGGUUUUGUUGCAGCGUGAUGUCUCAUGGCCUAGCCCCUCAGUUGGACUUGGCGACAUGGUCCUUGUGCAUGAGAACGCUGAGGUCACACUCAGGUUCAACACUUCACAGACAGUAGGACAAUUGCUGCAGGCAGAAGCCAAUUUGUGCCAGGAAUCCACAAUGGUGUUUUUGAAGACUGAAGGAUUGACCCUGCCGAACUUUGCUUUUCUCCAAGAACGCACGUAUGAAGUGUGCAGAACGAACGCGUCAGCGGACACCAUGCUUUCUUGGAUUCCGGUUGCAAUCGAGUUCCUUGGCUGUGUCUCUGUGGUUUGGGUCCCCCCUGGUUUGUCUUUUCGGCAGUUGCUGUGCUGGGCUGGUAUAUUCCAAUUUGCACGACUUAUGGAUGAAACAUCCAAAGACAUCUCAGCGGAUUCACUUGUGGAGCCUUGGAAAGUAGUGACAGUUCAGCAGGACCCUGAUGAUGUCUCGUUUGACUUGAACAUGCUUGAAGGGUUUGGCAACAUACAUGAUGGACUUCCAAUUGGACUUUUACGUACAACUGAGUCAUGGAUUUCUACUGGACUUUGGCAUCUUGAUCAACUGAUCAAAUCUCAGUUGUUGCUCACAUGGACGGGGUUGGAUUUUGCACCUCUGACCGUGUGGUUGCCGUCAUUUGCUGAAGCUGUCUUUGAGUUUUGGCCAUGCCAAACAGAGGAUGACCUCAAAGCGUGGCUUGCACCCACAGAUACGCAGGUGUAUGCUUUUGUGCGUGAGAGUUGGGGUUGGAGCAUGUUGUUCAUUGCCUUGGAUGCGCGCAUGACACACAUCACAUUGGUUGAACCAACUGGACAUCUUGCAGUCACCUCACGGCUCAUUGCCCAAAGAGUCGCAUGUGUAAGUGGCCGACCAUUUUGUGAAGAACAGGUCAAGAAAAUUGAACCCAGUGUGCAUCCCGAGCAAUCGCUUGAGAACGUCAUGAAAUGCUUUCAUCAUGAACUUGGACUUUCUACUGCUUUGAUUUCCGAUGCAGUGUGCUGCACACCCGAGAUUGCCAUGUCUGACUGCCAGGAUAUUUCACCCACAGUGCCAAUGACAGCAAGCAGUCUUUUGGUGAAGCCAGGUCAGCCACACGUUGCAGAGGCACCAUUGCAACAUGGACUAACAGCCAGGUUUUUGUUGAAGUUCGCCAGAGCUUUGCUUGGAAAUUACCCAACCUCAGUCAAACCGGAACAAGUGCAGGUUUUGGUCAUAGGUGACAUGGAUUUUUUCCCCGCGGGAUGUCAUCUUCGCACAUGGCAGGCUGAACAGGCGCCACUGUAUCUUUUCGUUUUGGUUGAGAAGCAUUGGACUUUUGUGAAGUGCGACAUGCAUGGAACACAUCUUGUAGUGCAACAGUUUGAUGGACUUGCUCACACCAGCAUUUCGGAGUUGGCUCCUCUUUGCGUCGCAUUGAAACAAGCAUGGGAUGCCGACAAAGUGACCAUAUCGACCACCUGGGUGCUUGAGCAGACCAAAGCUGAUUCAUGUGGGACCAUCGCGCUAGGUCAUUUUGCUUUGAGCCUGGGUUUGAUCACGUAUGAGCAAGCCAUGCACUUUGAAGCACUCCAUUCCAGUUUUGCAAUCUGCAGCAGCUUGGCUGGAUCAUGUGGGUUUGUAGGAUUUGGAAUUGAAGAGAAAGUGAACCAUGACCUUGCGCAGCUUUUGCCCACCAAGGGAGUCCCUGAGGAAAAUGUGAAAGAUCGCAUCCAAGCAGCCUUGAAGGUGUUUGGAUCAGAAGCCAUUGGGAAGGCGCUCCAAGCCAACAACAAGUGGGCAGCCUUGAAGCAACUUGGAAACAGCCGCCCACGUCCUUUCAUGUGGGUUACCAAUCAGGAGCUUCAACAGCACAUACAAGAUCGAUCGCAAAGUGAAUAUGGGGCCAAACUUGACAUCCGAAAAAAGAAGACACAGAAAGAAUACAAGAAGCAGCCUGCAGCUGCGCCUCAGAUUGAUCCAGCGAGCCUUUUUCUCCCACCAGGGUUGUUCAUUACCAAUACAGGGGAAAGUGUUCCACAAAUUCCCUUGGAAGCUGUUAGCAAAAACUCACGAGGCAUUGCUUUUGCCACACCAUCGGACGUAGCACAGUUUUUGACAGAUGGCAAGAUGAUCAGCACAGAAGCACUGUCGGUGCUGGUGAUCGGGACUCUUCCAGAGUCCGCUCCACAGUCGCUCCCUAUGCACAGCCUGCAAGUCCCUGCAAUUUACCGUGGCACGGACGAACCCAUUCUGAUAGACUGCACAACCAUUCAACUAGGAGACCAAGCAGUGUACAGAAAGCAGAAUCAGGCCGCGCCUGAAGUAGCUGUGUAUCCAACUGCCGUUUUCAGAGUGCACGUUUUCCGAGAUUUGUGGGUAGUCGACCAACCAUGGGAAGAUGUGGUGUCUCGACCAGUGAAAACCCUGGUCCAAGCUUUCGACAUCCUCAAGCUGUGCAAAGCUCAAGAUUGCCAAGGUUUCUGCGGUUUUUGCCAUCCAUCAUGCGAAGAAGAGGGAAUCAAAUCAGGCCUUCUGGACAUUUGGGCUUUUCAUUGGCAUACCCUUGAUGGAAACAAGACGCCACCACCAAAAGCCGAUGUCUUGUCAGUUUAUUUUCGUGUCCCAGAGUCCAGUUUCCAUUCGUUGCAUGUCACGUCCGGCACAUAUGGGGUUUUCUUUGAGCCCAGGCAUAGUGACAAUCCAGGUCCAGAUCCUCGCUAUGCAGUAGUGUGGAUGCCACCAUGCACUUUGGCUGAAGUCAUGCAUCGGGUUAAAACGGUUGAUGAAGGGAUUGCAGCAUGCCGCCUGGGCAACAAAUAUGGUAUCAGAUGCCUUGUUAAAGACCAGGAAGCACUCCAUGCAGUCAUUUGCCCAACCAAGCCUUUUGUCAAAUGUACCAUCCAUUUGAUUUAUCGUUUGGAACCACUCCCAGCGGGCACACAGCGCCAAAGCUUGGUUCAGAUCCUCAAACAAUUUGGAUGGGUAGCCAAACCUUUGCAACCAUGCAAAGGAUCACAGGGGAAGGCAUGGACAGUUGGAGCAGAAAAAGAGCCACCGAGCCCUUUCAUUGAGACACAGAAUGGCUGGAUUAGCCUCACAAAAAUGCGCGAUCAAGUACCUCAGACAAAGCCACAUGAUCUGAUUGCAACCGUCCGCACGAGGCAGCAUAUGAAAGACGCCAGCGGCUCAGCUUCCAGUUCAGCACCUCCGCAAGACCCUUGGCAUACCACAGGCAAAGAUCCAUGGGCCAACUUCCAUGGCACCAGCAAAGCAGGUCCACCAUCCCAACAUGUUCAGCAGAAAUUUGAGGAGGUGGAACAAAAAAUGACAGAUCGGGUGCAGGCAGCUCUCGAUGCCAAAAUGCAGCAGCUCCCAGGCGAUGAGGAAGCUCGACUUCGGCUGGACUCUGUCGAAAGUCAGAUUCAAUCCAUUUUGGUUAAUCAGCACAAGCUGGAAAACUGGGCGGUUGACAAUAGCUCCAAAGUGGCCAUUAUUCAGUCCGAACAGGCAAACAUGAAUCAAGCCAUGCAACAGUGCCAGCAAACGAUUUGCGAGCAAGGCCAAGCUCUGACACAACUGGCGCAGGAGGUCACGACAUGUUCACACACCUUGUCCAGUCAAGGCCAUACUUUGCAGCAGGUAGCCCAGGACGUUGGAGGUUUGCAGCGAGAUUUGACAUCCCAGCUUGAAGCAUACUUCAGCAAGCAGUUCUUCCGUAUUGGAGAAGCUAUGGUGCCUGGUCCUGACAACAUGGUCAAUCCUGACAUGGACUUUGAUUCCUUUGUUGAUCCUCCGCAAUGGGCUUUGCCCGGUGUUCCCGAGUUUUGUUUGGGUGUUGGAAAUCCAUCUGGGAUCAGUAACAAGUUGCACACCCUCGACUGUUUCCCAGUAGGUUUUUGGCAUAUGGCCGAAACACAGGCGUCUCGAUAUCAGCAACAUGCGUUCCAGGGGUAUCUCAACAGUUUGUCGUGGAGAUCCAACCGGCACUUGCGUUCUUGUCUUGGUGCCCCCGCACCACUUCGUGCGGGCUCUUCUGUUGCUGGUUCGUGGACUGGCGUUUUGUGCUUUGGUGACUGUCCUUUGCGGCAUGUUCCUUGCGUUUGGCCGUCGGAUGAGUUUAGCAGCGGUCGUGCCCUGGUCACUGUUGGACAGAUUGGUGGACUUCAGAUUACAACUGCCACAAUUUAUUGCCCAGCCAAAGGUCCGACAUUUCCAAAUGCGAGAGCCCUUGCUGAACGUUUGUUGACACCAAUCACUGAAAACUUGGUUUUUGGUCGGAUGGGCCCAAGAGCGAUUCUUGGAGAUUUCAAUGCCCCUGCCGGCAGCCUCCAGCAAAUGCAGAUCUGGCAAUCACAAGGCUGGGUCGAACUGCAAGAGCUUAUGAAUCGGCACUAUGGAAUCGCCCCACAAGCCACAUGUAAAGGGGCCACAGCCCCCGAUCAAAUUUGGGUAUCGCCGGAACUUGCCAUGCUGAUCACAAAUUCUGCAGUGUGGCAGAUAUAUCCCGACCAUGCCAUGUUGAUAGCUGGGCUCAAUGUUCCCUCUAUGAGCCUUUUCCAGCCGCAAUGGCAUCUUCCUGGUCUGAUCCCAUGGAAUUUUGUGGAUCAAGAUAAAUGGGGAACCGAGUCUGACAUUGGGCCUAUCAUCGAUUCAAGCAUUCGGCCUGUGGGUGGUCAAUGCUUGCCUUUGGACAGUCGAUUGGAUUUUGAGUCCAUUAGCCAGACAGAUUCCACUCAUGCGUUCCGCUCUUGGAGUAGACAGUUUGAAGUUAAGGUGUCACAAGCCCUCAGCCCGGGGGUUCAGAGGGCUGAUCGCAGCUACUUUGGACGAGGCCUCUUUGCCGUGACACGGAAAGAAGCGCGCUAUGCCUUGGAUUGCCUUGAAGACUCCAUGUCUCAAACCAUCACAGUUUUGGAUGCUUGUGCAGGCCUUGUGACUGUCCCCGAGCCUUUCCCUAGCCAGAAAGUCAUUGGAUGGCAGUUGCAAUCUCAACCUGCCUUGGUUCGAGCUAUGGAGGAGGGAUACGUCGUUGAAAGCGAUUUUGUGCUCGUUGAUGGUCAAACCCUGAGCUGCACCACAUUGGUACAUGAACCUGCAGAAAUCCAAGACAGACUUGUACAGUUGUGGACUCCUAGAUGGAAUAAACAUGCAACGGUCUCGUCCAGCCAAUGGGAUCAGAUCAAGCGUUUUGCUGAAGACUGCCUACCAAGAGGUCAUUUCUCUCUUCCCCGCGUGAGCAUUGCCGAUUGGCGAAGGGCAGUUCAAUCCUUUAAAGCCACAGCCGCGACUGGCCCUUGUGGCUGGUCGAGAGCAGACCUGCUCCAUAUGCAGGAUACGCAUGUUCAGGCCAUUUUGGAUUUUUUUCAUAUGAUGGAACAGGGAGCAGCAUGGCCUAAACAGUGGACAGUUGGAUUGAUUCACAGUUUGCAGAAGCGCGAAGACAGCGCCAAAGCUGAAGACUUCAGACCAGUGACUGUCAUGAGCAUGUACUAUCGAGUGUACACUGGAAUUAGGGCAGGUCAAAUCUUGGCGCAGCUGGCGCAAUGGUCUGAUUUCAUGCAAUGUGGAUUUAUGCGUAAGAGACAGGCCUCUGAUGUGUGGUAUUUUGUUGGCGUGUACUUCGUUGUCCGUCGCUCAACUAGUCCAGCGGUGACGUCAUGCACCGGCUAUCCUGAAGGCUGUCCUUUGGCUUGUGCAGCCAUGACUGCAGUGGAUGUGGUUUGGCACACUUGGCAACAGGCGAGCAAGUUGGCACAGCGAGCUGGUUUCGACGGACUGCAAGAUGGCUGCGACGUAGGACUGACAAAGUCCAACGAUGCAGCGUUUGGCCUCACGGACCAGGACGCUCUUGCGGCAUGGGCGGUGGUUGUAGCAGAUGUUGGACCUCUUGCCAAAGGACCUUUGCCAGGCAUCCAACAGUCAAUCCCACGAGCCGAGGCAUAUGCCGUGCUGAGCGUGAUGAUUUGGCUUCAGAAUUUUGAAGGUUCAGCGCACAUUUGGGUAGAUAACCAGUGGGUGGUUGAUACUGCGCGGGACAUUCAGCGCGGAGUUUUUGACCCUUCUUCGGUUGAACACGAAGACAUCUGGACUCAGAUUGCUGCACUUUUUCAGAGUGCCGUUGCCGAUAUUACGCUGCACAAGGUGGCCAGCCAUACUCAGAAAUCGACAUUGACCUUCGUGUUGACAUCAGAUGUUUCCAGCGAUCUGUCAGAGACCCCUACGGGAGUUGCGAGACAUGGCGUUGAGAGACAUCGAAUGGCACCGGCCAGGAUUCAGGUCACGGACAGAGUGGGUGCGGGGCUUCCCCCACCGUUGCCGCGUCCGGCACUGGCGGCUUGCAGCGGUGGGAGCUUCAGCAUUGCCUUUGCUGAUUGCGACCAGGACUGGUUUUCGCGCCGCGCUGUUCUGUUGGGUCUGGCCAGUCUCGCUGGGGCAAUUUCUCGCGCGCCAGCGCAGGCAGCGAUUCCAAUGAUGGAAGAGUUCUACCAGGGCAGUGGAAGCCAAGUGGCACUACCAAAGGAAGAGCUUCAGGCGAUGGAGAAAGCCUACCGCAAAGCAUGGGAGAAGCAAAAGAGCUUAUCCAUAACAGAAGCAGCAUCAGGAGCACUGACGUCCUUGAACGACGUGCCUCAGAUGCUGAAAAGUGGCGACUUUGAUGGUGUGAGGACUCUCUUGCUGUCCCCUUCUGUGGGAGCCAUCGGCAUCUUGAAGUCCCCCUCACGCGUGGGUGGCAGCCCCUAUGGGGCCUGGGCUACCCAAUGUGGCGAUUCCAGGUGCGAGUCCAGCGCCUUGAUCGCGCGUGGAGCACUGCAAGAGCUGGAGGAAUGGUGCUUCUCGAAACGUGCCAUCUACUUCAACUCUGCGGACAAGAAGCAGGUGGAAUCAAGGGACGCCACGGGGAAAGCCUUGCAGAAGCUGCAGGAGAAUUUGGAAGAACCUUUGGAGUUCCUCGAACAGGCCAAAGUCGCCUUGGAAGAGGUCGCGAGAAAAUCGGGGUGA
Cladocopium goreaui is the source of this 8319-nucleotide messenger RNA. NCBI's taxonomy places the organism in Eukaryota, Dinophyceae, Suessiales, Symbiodiniaceae. The record is from the annotation of a GenBank genome assembly.